This is a messenger RNA of Paraglomus brasilianum, 200 nucleotides long. NCBI's taxonomy places the organism in Eukaryota, Fungi, Glomeromycota, Glomeromycetes, Paraglomerales, Paraglomeraceae. The record is from the annotation of a GenBank genome assembly.
CAUAUAUUCUUGCCUCCCGGUCCGUUUCUGCCACAAACGAUAUUGGAGAGCCUUCAGAAUUCAGAAGCCUAAAGAGUAAUGCGAAGGAAGUACCUGUUGUAUCGCUUUUGGCUUCAGCAUUAUAUCUCGGGUUGAGGAAACAAGUACGCCAAAGCGCAAGAACCCGUAUCCUAUUCGAUCUAAAUUCCUCAUCAAAUUAA